Molecule: messenger RNA, 702 nt
Organism: Arabis nemorensis
Lineage: Eukaryota; Viridiplantae; Streptophyta; Magnoliopsida; Brassicales; Brassicaceae
Source: the annotation of a GenBank genome assembly
AUGGAGAUUGCUUCGACUUCGAGGGCUUUGCACUUGUUUCCGACAGAACAGAGAUUCAAAAUCAAACGUGUUGGGUGCAAGCUUAUCGAUUUCUCAGAUGUCUCGUCUUUACCCAUAAACCCUUAUAACUCAGAGAUUUCGAGUCGAACCUGCGGAAAUCGCGAGGAGGAAGAAGAAGAAGCACCGAACAAGAGCCAAAAGAAGACUCUUGAACAGAACUUAACUACUAAGGUAUGUCCGGUCUUUCAAAACCCUAACGAAACAAAGACGAAGCCGAAGGUUAUUGAUGAAGAGAUUGAGAAGCAAGGUUGUAGUUUGAGAGAUUUGAUCGCAAAGGCGAAAAACAAAGUGCAAGAAAAGAGGAAGAURGAUAGUCGAAGAGAAUACAUCGCAAGGAAGAGAUUAGAAGCUCGUUUAGCCAUAAACCAGAUUGUACCAACCGUUGUUGCCGAUGAUCAUCUCAAGUAUCACUAUGAACUGGAACAACUUGGCUGCACAUUCAUUCACGAUCAAGUCAGUUGCUUGACCAAGUUCAGAUUCUUGUCAAGAAGUGAUCUUUACAUUGAUGAAUCAUCUACUUCUUCUGUCUUGGAAGAAGAAACCAAACCGUUACGGUCUGAUGGAGAUUCAUCAAAAGACGAAAGCAUUGAUAGUUCCUUGCAAGAGAGGAAAAACAGCUCAACAAUUAAGAGAUUUCAAUGA